Molecule: messenger RNA, 531 nt
Organism: Aspergillus saccharolyticus JOP 1030-1
Lineage: Eukaryota; Fungi; Ascomycota; Eurotiomycetes; Eurotiales; Aspergillaceae
Product: ML domain-containing protein
Exons: 3
Coding region: 1-531 (176 amino acids)
Biological process (GO): intracellular sterol transport
Molecular function (GO): sterol binding
Source: RefSeq, a predicted model, not a curated record
AUGAAGUUCUUAUCUACUGCCGCUGCAGUCCUCCUCGGCGCCGCUCCCUUCGCCGUUACUGCUCGGUCAAUCGACUUCUUCGGCUCGCAGUCUCCGAUCAGUGCCAAUGGCAUUCCCGUUCACGGCGACAACCCUCUAGAAUACUGCGCCAAUCCUUCCAGUGAUGUUCUCGAAAUCAAGAAAGUUGACUUGUCUCCUAACCCUCCUCUACCUGGCCACACACUUACCAUCGAAGCCAGCGGCACAUUGAAAGAGCCGGUGGAGAAGGGUGCUUACGUCCUCCUUGAGGUCAAAUACGGCCUGAUCACUCUGAUCAAGCAGCGGGCCGAUCUUUGCGAUCAACUCACCAACGUUGACCUUGAGUGUCCUCUGAACAAGGGUGACCUGACAUUGAGAAAACAGGUUGAUUUGCCCAGUCAAAUCCCCCCGGGCAAGUACACCGUUCAUGCCGAUGUUAUGUCAGUGAACGAUGAGCGGAUUACCUGCCUUGAAGCACAUAAUAUUGAGUUCAAGAGAGGCGCCCUCUUCUAA